AUGAGCAGCCUCCAGGCGGUUGUUGUGCACUACGGCUCGCGCGCAUUGCUGGUUGUAGGAAUCCUCGUCCUUCGGAAGCUCAGCCUGGGAAGGGCGAGAAGGGCUCAACAGCGACCAGGACAAGAAAGCCCAAGAUUCAAAAUAAUCAAACCUGUGGAAUACAGAGCAGACAAUCCCAGCUAUCUUUCAUCGUUUUGGCAGCAAGUGGCACUUGGGAAGCAUGACAAUGGACACGCAACUUGCCCACUUGUUGAACAGCACAAGGCCAAGAUUGAUGCAUUGGCGCCUAGCUUAACCAGUGAAGAGACAAGCUUAAAGGGGUUGUUUGCACUGGAAGAUGGCACAACACACCUGAAUCAUGGCAGCUAUGGAGCCGCUUUCAGACUGGUUCUGGAUGUGCAGUCUUGGUACAGGGACAGGAUGGAAGCAGAGCCAACAAGGUUCAUGGAGACAGAAUUUUUCCCAGCAUUGCAUUCUGCUCUGGUGCAGCUAUCAGAUUUCAUUGGAGUGCAACCACAGGAUGUGGUUCCCAUGCACAACGCCACCAGUGCUGUUGCCACUGUGGUGAACUCGUUGGUCGUGGGUCCAGGGGACCUUGUCCUCAUGACAACAAUGACCUACCCUGCGGUCAGGAGCACGCUGGCGCGUUUUGCAGCUCACAAUGGGGCAAAUCUCUUGGAGGUAGAACUGAACAAGGAAACGUUGUCAAGCCCGAAUUCCAUUCUCGAGGCAUUCAAAGCCGCGCUUCAAGGCAGGCGCCGAGUGAGACUUGCGGUCUUGGACCAUGUGUUGUCUUUCCCUCCAGUGGUGAUGCCUCUGGAUGGAUUGGUCCCCAUCUGCAAACAGGCAGGUGCAAAGGUGCUUGUUGACGGUGCCCACGGAAUUGGGGCUUUGGCCCCAAAUAUCCCUCAGCUGUGUGUGGAGUUUUACACAUCUAAUCUUCACAAGUGGAUGUGCACCCCCAAAGGUACAGCGUUUCUUUGGGUCGCGCCUGAGGAGCAGUCCCGAAUACGGCCUCUCGUAACAUCACAUGGCUGUGGAUUGGGAUUCCAACCGGAGUUUGCCUGGUCUGGUACGGAUGAUUGGACAGGCUGGCUGGCAUUGCCGGCUGCCAUUGCCAUUUUCAAUCAGCUCAAGCCCAACAGCAUCAGGGAGCACAACAGGAGGCUUGUGAGCUCAGCCGCGAAACUUUUGCUUGAGCGUUGGGGUACGAGUCGCCUUUAUGGCGUCAAUUCUGUGGGAUAUAGUGCUGGAAUGGUGGCUGUGGAAUUGCCGGAGAGCCCAGGAGUUGCCAGUUGCAGGGAAGGGGCGGAACAACUGCACAGAACCUUGCGAAGCCGCUUCAAAAUUGAGGUUCCGACAUUUUGGUGGGAAGGAGUCAUGUGGGUGCGCAUUUCUUCUCAUUUGUACAACACCAUUGAUGACUACGAGGCGCUCGCAAAGCCAGCACCAGUCCCCCAGACGACCUGCACCCCUCGCCUCGCUGCCCGACUACCUCGCAAAUCGACCACUCUGCCCAAGACACCCUUCCGCGGCAGCCCUACAGCAAGGAUGGCCACGCGACCCCGUUGGGGAGACGACGAAGAUGAGGACGUCGCCGACAUCCUGCCAAACAAGGAGGAGAGGGGGCCCGACGAGAACGGCAUCAAAACAACUGUGGAGUAUUUCAGAAACGACAAAGGGGAGGCAAUAAAGCGGACGACAAAGGUCAAGGUGGUGGCGGUGCAGCAGAAGGCGUACACGAUUUCUGAUGAGCGCAGAAAAUGGAAAAAAUUCGGAGCAGCUGCAAGCGGCAAUGAAGGUAUCACUAACAAAGCCCUGGAGGAGUUCCCAUUUGAGUCAACAAGGAAGCAAAAGCAGUCGCUGCAGGAGAAGAAGGUGACAGACCUCAAAGAUGCCCUCAAGGGUGCAGAUAACCAGACGAUUGUGGGAAGUUUGAAGGACAUGCUCUACAAGAGGAGGAUGGAAAGGGAGCUCAGGAGGGCCAAAGGCCUUCUGGAGGACCCAGAACUGCCCCCAUCAGAGGAUGACCCUUCUGGGGCACCAAGUUUGAAACCUGGUUCCUAUGUUCCCCCCAACCAACGUGGUAACCGUGUAGGGGCUGCACCCCCAGAAGCACCCCGGCGGUACAACGACAACUCUGUGCGAGUUACCAACCUGGCGGAAGAAGUUACUGAGGGCGAUCUUCAUGAGUUGUUUGCUCCGUUUGGGGCAAUCUCUCGUGUUUUCCUUGCGCUUGACCGUGAAACUGGGAGGAGCCGUGGCUUUGCAUUCAUCAACUAUGUCAGGAG
This is a messenger RNA of Ostreobium quekettii, 2291 nucleotides long. NCBI's taxonomy places the organism in Eukaryota, Viridiplantae, Chlorophyta, Ulvophyceae, Bryopsidales, Ostreobiaceae. The record is from the annotation of a GenBank genome assembly.